CUGCGCACACAAUGCUUGCCCAGUCAGACUCAAAGUAGGUGCGAUUCUUCAUUGGAACCUUGUGCCUGCCGUAGUGAGAAGCGCUUCAUAAAGCAAGAUCACAAAAUGAAUUUAAGGACGACUAUAGUGUCUGCCGCCGUGUUCGCGUUGCUGGCAAGUGCUGUCUCGUCGGAAGAAGUGGAGUGCUCUUUCCAUGACAAGCACCUGGAAAGCGCGAUAGAGAACUUUGUCGCCAAGCUGCCCACAGAGCGCAUUGUGACCGUGGACGAGGACAAGGAACGUCCGGCUCAAUUAAACUCGAGUCAGUUGAAAUUCAUUGGCCUGAAUUCCCUUCGACCUUUCGGGCCAUUUUUUACUUUCUGUCCGAACGGGACGAAAGUGGUGCAGUUCGACCUUGUCAACGCAAAGCCCCUGGUGCUGAUUGGACCAUUCAUCAAACCAAGUGGCACAGUACACGAAUUCGAGAGCAAGGCACUUCUUCUUAGGUUCACUGCGCAGUUCGAAGUCGAAGGAACCGGAGAGAACGUAAAGCUGCAUUCUACAGUCAACAUGCCAGUGUCCUUGGUGGGGCUGUCCUUCAGGCUCAAAGGGUUGGAUGAGAAAAGCGACGAAGUGGCGAAGAUUGGUGCUUCCCUUCAACCGCACUCUUUUCGUGACUUCUGGCAUGGCACGCUCUUCGUGGAACUUGAAACCCUCUUCGCUGAAAUUCUCGAGAAGAGUAAAUGAGAACGUGGCUGCUCAUGUGGUGAAACACGGUUACUAGGUAUAUAGAGAUCCCCGAACUCAGUUUCUUCUUUGUUCCCUACGUGACACAUAUAGAGUAUACAUUAUAAAAUUUCGCGUGCGCUAACUAAAUUUUGACGUUUCCUGAAUGAUAUCUUGGAAGUAAGAAUGUUACGUCCGGCUUGUAUUCUUUAUGGGGCUACUUUGCUUAGAAAAGCCGCCACUUGUAGCCCUAUGACGCAUAAAUGAUAGAACAAAAGCGUUCAAAAAGGAAAACUAAUAUGUAUUGCUCUGGCGCUAAACAUAUAUUUCACUGCUAGUUAGAUAUAUGAACAGCGCUUGUUACAAGAAAUGUUUUGGACAGCAUUUAGGUAACACAUCUUGUGUACGUUUUUUCUUUUCAAAUAAACAGACGCAUGAUUUCGCCUUGUACA
Messenger RNA from Dermacentor albipictus, 1157 nucleotides. RefSeq lists its product as uncharacterized. The record is from RefSeq and is a predicted model, not a curated record. NCBI's taxonomy places the organism in Eukaryota, Metazoa, Arthropoda, Arachnida, Ixodida, Ixodidae.